Molecule: messenger RNA, 1975 nt
Organism: Mytilus californianus (California mussel)
Lineage: Eukaryota; Metazoa; Mollusca; Bivalvia; Mytilida; Mytilidae
Product: heat shock 70 kDa protein 12A-like
Exons: 5
Coding region: 71-1846 (591 amino acids)
Molecular function (GO): ATP binding; ATP-dependent protein folding chaperone
Source: RefSeq, a predicted model, not a curated record
GAAGUAUAUAUAAAGCUAAUUCAAAUUUAAAAAGGUGUGUGAUGAGAUUUUCACAAAAGUUUUAAAGCAUAUGGUGUUUCACAUGGCCAACUUAAACUCCCCAAAAGAAAAUGCAUUGAUAGUUGUCGCCUUAGAUUUUGGAACAACGUAUUCAGGAUGGGCAUAUUCAGUACGGCAUGAUUUUAAAGAAAAUCGCUCUGACAUUAAGACAAAAGGAGGCUGGAAAUCUGGAGACGGAUUAGUUACAGACAAAACACCAACAGUAGUUUUAUUCACUCAUGAGAACAAGUUUCACAGCUUUGGGUAUAAUGCAGAAAGUAAAUAUGCAGAAUUGGUUGACGACAACAAAGCCUCUGGAUGGAAAUAUUUUAAAAGAUUCAAGAUGACUUUGUUUUCUGAUGAAACUAGCCAGGUAAGACGAAAAAUUUCACGAAGACGGAUGAUGAACGAUGUCAAUGGUCAAAAACUACAAUCAUUAAUGGUCGUUUCAGAAUGUCUUAGGUUCUUAAGAAAUGAUUUCCUUAAAAUUUUGCAUGAAAAUGUGAAUUUUGUUGAGCUGAAAGACAUACACUGGGUUUUGACUGUUCCAGCUAUCUGGUCCGAUCAGGCUAAACAGUUCAUGAGACAGGCAGCCAAUCAGGCAGGAAUUGAAGACGAUUUAUUAUCAUUGGCUUAUGAACCCGAAGCAGCUGCGAUCUACUGUAAAGAUAUAACGUUACAGAAAAAGAUUGUCGGAAACAAUGCUUGUUUGUCAACAUUUGAUUCUGGACACCAGUUUCUUGUUCUAGAUUGUGGAGGAGGCACAGUUGACAUCACAGCAUAUGAAGUUCAGACAAAGGAUCAGCUAAUUGAACUGUGUCCACCAUCUGGAGGACCGUGGGGUGGAGCAGAAGUAGAUAUACAGUUUUUGAAUAUUGUAAGAAAAAUUUUCGGCAAAGAUGUGUGGUGCGAAUUUGAAAAAUCCAAUAUGCGUGAUUGUCUUGAUAUACUUCGAAUGUUUGAAAGCCGUAAGAAAAUCAUUGGUUCAAAUAACGAAGACACCACACGACUUUUGUUUCCGAGAGAUUUAUUUGAUAAAUAUAAGGAGACUACAGGAAGAGAAUUUCAGUCUUCAUUAGGUAUUACUAGAACAAGAGAUAAGUUAAUAUUUCCGAUGGAUGUAUUGGAAAAUCUGUUUAGUAAAACUUUCAAUGCAAUUAUUGUACAUGUAAGAGAACUGCUCCAAAAACCAGAACUUCAACACAUUAGAACGAUACUUAUGGUUGGUGGUUUUUCCGAUUCUGAACUAUUAUACCAACGGAUUAAAUCGGAGUUUACGGAAAUUAAUGUUUUGCGUCCUCAUGACGCCGUGUCAUCCGUUUUAAAAGGCGCAGUCAUUUUUGGUCAUACUCCAGAAGUGAUACCCGAAAGAAUUUGCGCAAGAACUUAUGGAAUUGCCUGUAAUUUUCCCUUUGACGCACAAACACAUCCACCAGAAUUGCGGCAAGUGUAUGAUGACAGGGAAAUGUGUACGGACAUCUUCCAACCAAUUGUGAAGAAAGGAGAUACAAUAAUUUUAGGCAAAAGUUGCUUUGAACGUCAAUUUCUUCCAACGUGUUCUAAUGACGAUACUGCAAAUAUUGAUAUCUUCGUUUCACCUGACUCUAAUCCGAAAUACACAUAUAGCGGACGAGGGGACAAUGUAAAAAAAUUGGGUUCCCUCCAUUUGAAUAUUUCUGACACAAAAAAAGGUAAAAACAGGCCUAUUAAUGUCAGAAUCACUUAUGAAAGCACUGAAAUUGUUGUAACAGCUGUGGAAGAGGGAACAAACAAUGUUGUCAGUAAAAAGUUUGAUUCAUUAGUGUAAAUCAGGAAUUCAGAUUGAAAUUGUUUGUGAUUAUUGUGUAAAAAGAGAUUUACUACAAUUAUGCUAUAUUUAAUCAUUUCUGUGAUAUCAGCCUACUGAUUUCAAUGUUGAAUAUAUUUUUAUAUAUCA